Molecule: messenger RNA, 3924 nt
Organism: Aureobasidium subglaciale EXF-2481
Lineage: Eukaryota; Fungi; Ascomycota; Dothideomycetes; Dothideales; Saccotheciaceae
Exons: 5
Coding region: 1-3924 (1307 amino acids)
Biological process (GO): mRNA splicing, via spliceosome
Cellular component (GO): nucleus; U2 snRNP
Molecular function (GO): U2 snRNA binding; protein binding
Source: RefSeq, a predicted model, not a curated record
AUGAGUCCUCAGCAGCCCAUAUCGGAAAACCGACAACAGGAAUCCCAUGGUCGUAUUGGAUUGCUAUCGAGGACAUUGGUUCCAACCCCCACGAUCCGCUGGAUUUUGCCAGCACGAAUUCGAUCGCCGAUAAAAGAUGAUUAUCUUUGUAUAGGCAGAGACUUCAUCCAGCUUUGGGAGAUCGAGUCAGAGGUAAACAUCAAUCUAAUCGCGACGAAGCACGACUUUGAUGGCGAUAUCGGUGGCGCCAACAUUGUUGGCUAUUUCGACUCGUAUGAGAGCGAGUUCAGAAAAGAUUCAGAGGAAGCGAAAGACUGUAGCGAUGACUCUGAGGCGCCCAUGGGACCGCAAAUGUUGACUUUCACCCUGGUCAACUCUAACCAAUUGUACUUCUUGACGGCUUCGGGAAAGAAGAAUGGCGAAGUCAUCUUCAGGCUGUCGUGCAUACCGAUACCUAAGUUCACGAGUCCACCGCGGAUGAUCGGGAAUCCUGUGGCCGUGGAUCCACGUUCUCGAGCUCUGGCAGUGGCAGCAGGCGAACGCGACGUGUUCAUAUGUUACACCAAUCCCGCAUCACUGCUGAGUUUAGGAACACAACGUUGGGAUAACGGAUUCUUUCCUGUAUCGGAAGUUCGUAUUGCUCAUGUACAGGGUACCAUCUUGCUGAUGGACUUCCUCUACCCACCAAGUCACGACCAGGACCGUGUGGUACUGCUCAUGAUCGUCCUUUAUAGAGGAAUCGUGCGACCGACCUGGGCCGAGUGGUCAUAUUCUGAUGAACACAAAACUUCAGACAUGAGGUUGGGUCAACGAAUCUACUCAGAUUCUGAAUUACCCCACAUGUUGAUACCCCUCAAGGGGGAUGCAGCGUUCAUACUAGCCACUAAGAAAGGGAUAACGAUAUUUGAGCACAUCUUGACCACCGCGAUCUCGUCAAACCGUCAAGGCAUCGACAAGACAAAUCCUCCCCGGGACUAUCCGCCAAGCACUAACAAGCCGGCUUGGGCUCACUGGGUACGCCCUAGAAGAAAUGUUGAGUACGAAGAGGAGGACUAUAUUUACUUGAUAUCCGAGGACGGCAACGUCUAUUAUGUGGUCUUUACACAAGAGUCGCCAGCUGAGGGUGUUGUCAUAAACUCUGUCGGCAGCCUAAAAUGUCAUGUGGACUCGGCAUGUGCACCAUUUGGAAGGUCUGCUCAAGGCGACAUCCUAAUAGUCCAUGGUGCGUCCAGUGAAGGCUGUGUCUGGAUAAGUGACUGUCGACAGGCUCCUACUUCCUAUCUCGAGCCGAAUGGUGGUAUGCACGGUUACAUCGUGUCUCAAUCACCAAACUGGUCCGGCAACUUUGAUCUGAUCGCUAAAUCCACUUCACGCGGGAAACUGCUACCAAACUCGAGGGACACUCUCUUUGCGCCUAGUGGGCGACAACCAUACGGCAAGAUCACAGAGCUUCGAAUGGGUAUUGAGGCACGUAUCGAUCACGAAGUCAAGAAUUUCCAAUUCGGCGUCGUAUCUCAUGCAUGGGUGUUGCCAGUGGAGCAAGAAGAUGUGUUCCUCGUCAUGCUCUCCGGUCCAGGGCAGACACACAUUUUGUCGAUACCACAGUCUCCUGACGAUGAUCUUAUUCAGGCCGAACAGAUAGAACCAACCGGCCUCGACCUGCAACAUUCGACUCUUGCUGCAGCUAUCGUGUAUGGUUGCAUCCUCCAGAUCACUGAAUUUGCCAUUUGUUCCUGUCACGAUAGUGAAGACAGUUCGCGAAUCGAGCAGUGGCCACCAGGAUACAAAGCCGUCGCUGCAGCAAUCGACGAGAACCUAUGUCUUGCAGCCGUAGUAUUGCGCAAGGAUGCACGUUCAGAGAUACGAUUCUUCAAUGUCGAAGAGGCGGAACAUGAAACUGUCUCCACCUCAGAAAUCGGUAAGCCGACAGAAAUCGAAGACGAGGUGGUAUCCGUGGCCAUCCAUUCUACUACUUUCUUGACGUUUAUUGUUGCUGGCACUUCGGGCGGGGCUCUUCAUAUCUUCAGAGUCUCACCUAGGCAUGGGCUUGAACUUUACCUUGAGCAUGAGAUCUCGCACAAUGUCGAAAACCUAGAGGUCUUGAGCGCAUGCGAAGACAUCUUAAUUCUCGGCAAGCAGACGUUGGCCGGGCAGCCUGUUGGUCUUGUGGUUCUUUGUGGCUUACGAGGUGGAUCCAUCUACGCGCUAGAACUGCAAGCCAACCUGGACGCGACAAUCCAGAUCAAAUCACAACAGCAUUACAGUCUGGGUUUGACAUCAGUCAGGCUUAAACCAGGGAAAACCUAUUCGUCUGCAUUCGCGACUUGCGGUGACGGGCUCUUUAGCAUUAGUCUUAAAAGUACCAGGACAGACUCCCUGAGUAUCUCGGACAUUUACUUGACAGAUAAAGAACGUGGCUUUCAACAAGAGGCUAUUGCGGCUCUGUCGUUGGUUCCAUAUGCUGAGACAUCGACCAUAUCCGAGGCCCUUCUUGUGUUUUCGAACGACACUUGCUACGUUACAUCGAUAUCUCGGAGACGAGGUGUUGUCCCCAGAAAUAUUAGGGCUCGAGGAUCUCCUCAUACCUUGAUCGAGUGUAAGCAGUCGAACUUCCUCGUCAGCGCAGCUUCAUACGGCUGGUUGCGUUCGCCAACGACCAGGGCUGUCAGGGAUGUGGUUCAGUUCAGCUCGGGUAAUUGGAGCUGCACCUAUGAGAUGGACAUUGGUUUCAAGAUCUACGCCAUGGCGGAGUGGUCUGUGAAACGCCAUGUUGUCAUCGUGGUUGCUGCUGGACGACUAUCUCGGCCUGAAGAUGAAAUUGCUUCUAGGUCAGACAACGGAAGGCUCUACCUGCUCCAAUGCCCGACUGUGGGUGAGAGCGACAAUGUCGCAGUGCUUCUCAAGCCAUCGCUUUUUGACUCUCCUGUGACGGCAGUUGCGACUUACGGUGAGACUGGUAUCGUGGUAUGCUCGGGGACAAAGGUCUACUUCCUCGAAUAUGACACACAAGCUCCGAAAUUUAGGCUCAAGGAGAUAUGCAACUUCGUCAUGCACAGCCCUGGCAUUCGUGUGACCACGUCACCGCCCCACAUUCAUGUCACCACGGAGCUAGACUCGACGCUCACACUCCAGCUAGUGGCCAGUCCAACUGAUCCAUCUUCCAGGAGGCUGCAUAACGUCGCUCGGGGUGAUGGGGCACGGAUGUCGUCUAGUCAUACGACCAUCAAUGUUACGGAUGGUGACGAUAUUGCUUCGAGCUUUAACCUAACCAGCACGAUGAACUGCGAGCUGGUGGGUCUGCAGAUACCAGAUCCGAAUCGUCCACCUGCCAUCGCGACUCAUGAUAUUCUUUUCACUGCGAAGCUCACCCGAUCGGUCAUGCGCGUCGUGGAGGCCAACGUGCGACCACCUUGGAAGCCGGCAAAGGCUAAAGGUGUGCUCAAGGACGAUCUUGUGGGUAUCGCUACAGAUGGUACAAUCUACGGUUUCGCAAUCCUGGACGAACGUACAACCAACAGACUUCGAUGGGUUCAAAGGCUCUGCCAACGUAAUGCCGAAAUCUGCCCAUUCACCUUUAGUAAACCGCAGACGUUUACUCAGAAUGGGUUUACGAAGCAGAUACCAGUAACGCUGCCACCUCCUGGAUUUGACACCGCAUCCGAUAUCGACAUGUUUGCAAAUGAGAACACGGCCAGGAGAUCCAGGAGAUACAGACCUAGCGACAUGCACGUCGAUGGUGAUUUCUUGGUACGGUUGUUGGCUCAGGAUGGAGUUGAAUUGCUCACCUUGAUACUCGAUACCGAGGCGGCAAAAGAAGCCCACGACACCAUCUCGACUUGGGUCCGUGACAAUCUCGAGUCGCAGAAGAGGGAAGUGGAAGCGCUGAUUAGCGAGGCUGCAGCUGUCAUCGAUCGAUGGUGGUGA